AUAGAAAGUAACUUCUCUUGUGGAGGAAGAAAAUGGCUCACGCUGUGGACCUAUUUGACUGCUCCGUAUGUUUGGGAUUAUUGGAGGAUCCAGUGACUACUACUUGUGGACACAGCUACUGUAUGAAAUGUAUCAAUACUUUCUGGGAUACAAAACAUGACAGUAAAGAAACUUACAGCUGCCCUCAGUGCAGGCAGACUUUUAACAGAAGGCCUGUUUUGAAGAGGAACACCAUUCUGGCUAACUUGUUAGAGGAACAUAAGAAAACAACCAGACAAGGAGCUGCUCCUACCGUAGCUUCUGAUGAUAACAUCUAUGCUGCACCUGGGGAUGUGCAGUGUGACUUUUGCACAGGGAGGAAACUCAAAGCUCACAUGUUUUGUCAGGUGUGUUUAGCCUCUUACUGUGAGGCUCACCUGGAACCUCAUUUUCAGGUGCCACCGCUACAAAAGCACAAACUAGUAAAAGCUUCUACGAGGAUCAAAGAAAGCAUCUGCAGUCGUCAUGACAAACUUCAGGAGCUUUACUGCCGCACCGAUCGGCAGUUCCUGUGUCUCAUGUGUGCGGUGGAUGAACACAAAGGCCAUAACACUAUAUCCGUCACAGAAGAAAAGCAAGAAAUGCAGAGACACCUGGAAAAGACCAAAUGGGUAAUCACAGACAGAGUGCUGGCUUCAGAGGCCAAAAUGGAAAAGCUAAUGGAAGCUGCAGGCUCUAUAAGAGACGCUGCCUGGGAGGUGUGUGAUGAGUUUGAGCGGGUCUGUGAGGAACGUAUCCUGCUGUACACCCACUUCCUGAGGAAGAAGUGCUCUGAGAUGAGAGAGAAAGUUGGAGAGGCUGAGAAAGCUGGAGUGGACUGGACCGAACACCACCUCGGGCAGCUGAAGCGUGAAGUGUCUGAGUUAAGGAGGAGAGAGAGUAAAAUCUGUCAGCUUUCACAAACAGAGGAUCCCAUUCAGUUUCUUCAGGGCUUCCAAACCCUGGGUGACCUCCCUGUGCUCACAGACUCACACAGAGAGCUUGACAACUUGACAAAGUUUGUCACUGCACAAAAGAAUAAAAUGAAAAAGAUGUGCAAUGAAGAAAAAAGGGAUCUGACGGAUUAUUCUGGAAAAAUCAUCAUGUCAAGAAGGACAAGGCCGCAGGAGGGACGGACAAGGCCGCAGGAGGGACGGACAAGGACAGAACUUGUGAUGAAAUAUAAGAACUCCAACAUCGAGGUGGAUCCUGACACUGUAGCAGCUUGUCUUUACCUCUCUGAUACAAAGAAAGAGAUAUCAUGGUGUGACAAGGACCAGGCUCAUCCAGAUCACCCUGACAGAUUCACAUACUUUUACCAGGCUUUGUGUAAAAAGGGCCUCAGAGGAAACCACUACUGGGAGGUGGAGUGGGAUGGUGGCAUAGUUGAGGUGGCUGUGUCGUACAGAGGGAUAGGUAGAAAGGGUUCAGGGAAAGAUUGCUGUUUUGGCCACAAUGCUCUGUCCUGGAAAUUAAUCUGCUCUCCUUCUGGUUGCACGUUCUGGCACAAUAAUCUUCACAAAGGUCAAAUUCCUCCGGCUGUCUCCCGCAAAGUAGGGGUACACCUUAAUUAUGAAGAGGGAACGCUGGCUUUUUACAGCGUAUCUGGGGUUGAAAGUUUGACACUGCUGCACCAAAUCCAGACAACCUUCACCGAGCCCCUCUAUCCCGGGUUUUCUGUGGAUCUUGGUGCAACACUGAAAAUAAGCAACAUCUGAGAUCGUGCACAGUUUCCAAUGUUAAUGUAUUGAUCGACAAAGUGAUAAAAUGAUCUCUGAGUCCUCUUUUCCUAGUAAAAAAGUGAAGAAUCAAAGAGGCCUUUAUAUCCACAUAUAGACUCAUGUCAUAAUAACAAAGUCAUAUUUUUCUUAGCAUUUUUUGACUGUCAUAACUUUAUACAAGAGCCCAGAGUCCCAUAAAAUUUUAACCACUAAAAAAAAAUUUGGUUUAAAAAAAUUAAACCAAAUAAAAUGUAUAUCUUAUUUGUUGUUUAUGUUUAGGAUGAUUUCUUUUCUAUAACCAACUUUGAGCGUCAAUAUUAGGAGACAUAUCAUCGUUUAAACAACAGAGCUGUAAUAGUUCAGUGUCAAUUAUGCAUUAACAGAAACGAGGACGGUACCUUGGAUGCUUUGUCCUUUUUUCCUGAUAAUUCACUGGAGAAACCUUCACAAAAUUACAUAUAGUUAUAUAAUGUUUAUUUACUAUUUGUAUUGAAAUUUAUCCUGAUAUAAGAUGCAAUAAUUUAAAGGUAGUUAUACUCUUUAAAUGUUUAUAUAUUUUUCAAAGUGACGGUUAAAAACAGAUUACGUUAUUCUGUUUGUGUCAUGUCUAAAAUUGAUCACGUUUAAGCACACUUUGUUUGGAAAAGAGGUUAAUAGCUUUAAGUCUGAUUUUCAUUGUGAGGAGAGCUUGAAAUAUGAUUGCUUUGUAAUUGCAGCUACUGUUCAGUCACGUAAACAGAGUCAUUGCUUUAGCUAAACUGCCUUAAAGUAAGGACCAUGCAUACUAAUAAUAAUAUUCUUUAUUGAGUUUAUUGUACUAAUAUUCACCUUUUCAAUAUAGAAAUGUCACAGUUUACUCCUGAAUUCACAUUUAUGUAAAUAAAACAAAGCUCACAAUUCAUGACGUUUAAUUAAAUACACAAUAUACGUGUUAAUAAAUAAAAUAUGCACACUUCAUAUAUUACAUUUUUACAUUUUUACAAUUUAGUCAAUCACUAUAAAUUUUGACUCGGUAACAAAGUGCUAGCACCAGUAACAGAGGACAUUUUAGAGAAAUCAUUCAUAAAAUGCAGUCGGUGCGGUCUACAGUGUCGUAGAAGCGCAGACAGGCCUUGUAAUGCAGCAGCUUCUCAGUCAGAGGGCUGAUGGUCAGCGCUUUGCCCUGAACGCUUAGGUCCACGUACCUGCACAACAUUAAUGUAACAAGAAAUACACUUAGAGCUGUGAUACUUUUUUUUCUUUUUACAAAUAUACUUGUAAAAACAUGCUUUGAAUAAAAAGUUUACACUGAAACUGUUUAGUUAUCAUGUUUCUUAUAUCAAACUCUAUGUAUGUGUUUUUGCUAAAACAUCAAAUUCUUUACCAGCUGUUGAUAUGAACCUACAACAGACUGUGAUGGACAUGGAACAAUCUAAACUUUAUUGGAUCAUCGUCUACCUGUUUUACUGUACCUGUAUGACACACUCCAAAAUGCCAGGGUAUUUACAGCCAUCAGUGUGGCCAGGAGGAAGAAGAAUCUCUCCAAAUUGCCAUCAUGCAGUGUGCUUGGGUAAAAGCUUCCUGUAACAGAGCACCAUAGUGUUUAGUACCA
Haplochromis burtoni (Burton's mouthbrooder) is the source of this 3330-nucleotide messenger RNA. Its product is annotated as tripartite motif-containing protein 16. Lineage: Eukaryota; Metazoa; Chordata; Actinopteri; Cichliformes; Cichlidae. Bases 33 to 1736 code for a protein of 567 amino acids. The transcript is spliced from 7 exons. The record is from RefSeq and is a predicted model, not a curated record. Gene Ontology annotation, molecular function: zinc ion binding; protein binding.